GGCACUCAGGAGGGUACAUCUUUACAAAACAAAAGGUUAAUGGUGAGCCUUUGAACAGGAAGUAAAUGCUAGUGUUCAGAGGUUAUUUGGUUCUGGAGUUGUUUGCAAGUGAAUUCUCAUACAACUGGGAUUAAUACGUCUGUCUGUGUUUCUGAGAAGUGCAGGUUGUGGUGCUAGUAAAACAGAGCAAUGAAACUGAAGGUACCACAAACCUUUAAAGAUGUUGCUGUUGAAUUUUCAAGAGAAGAAUGGCAAAUGCUGAGCAAAGAGGAGAAACAGCUACACCGAGAUGUGAUGCUGCAGAACUACGAGCACAUGCUGACAGUAGGAUGCAAAGUACCACUGGAAGAACUAGUGGUGCUGCUUGAUGACCCUGGUGACCUUCCAUUUAGCAUUGUGGAAGAAAAUGUGACAUCACUUCAGCCGGAUCCCUGUGACAUCCCCCAAACAGUCCAUAGGUCGGCAGACUGUGAAGGUCGUCAGAGGUCAUUGUCAAAGGAUCACAUGAAUUCUGAAGGCACCAAAAGCUUCACUGAUAGCACGGCCAUAACAGGACAUGAGGAUGUUCUCCACAGAAACCAUCAGAGUAAAUACAUGGAGUCUGACAUGAGUUUUACCCAGAAGAAUGAGCUAAAAAGCCCUCUGCAAAGACAUGAUGUAAAGGAGUUAUCCAAAUAUAGUAACUGUAAACAGAAAGUCACAUUUCCGUUUACUUUUAAAACACAUGUCAAAAUCACUCACACAAAUAAGAAUGGGUUUAUUUCCUCUCAAUAUUUGAAUAUUUUCAGGAAAUUUAGCGUUGUUAAAUGUGAUAAAUAUAAGGAUAUGCAAGUAACACGCCAAAAAUUAUUCAUGAGAGGGAAACCUUAUAAAUAUGGUCCAUUGGCCAAAAGCUUAAUAAAAAAGGAUAAAUCUAUAACUACUCAAACAGGUGAGAGGCCAUAUAACCAUGCUGUAUGUGAGAAGAGUUUUUUACAGAAGAAUAACCUUUCACUGCGUGAGAAUAUCCACAAAACAGAGGAUCUGUUUAAAUGUAUCCCAUGUGGCAAAAGUUUUUCCAGGAGAGGCAGCCUUACAAACCAUGAAAGAAUGCAUAGAGGGGACAAACCUUAUAAGUGUGCCACAUGUGAUAAGGGUUUUACAUGGAAGAACAAUCUCAGAAAACAUGAGGGAGUUCACAGUGGGAACAAACCCCUUACAUGUAUCCAGUGUGGCAAGAGUUUUGCCAGAAGAACCAGCUUUAAAAAUCAUGAAAGAAUCCAUAGAGAGUACAAACCGUAUAAAUGUACCACAUGUGGUAAGAGUUUUGUGUGGAAGUGUAAGCUCAGAGAUCAUGCGAGAAUUCACAGUGGGGAGAAGCCGUACAAAUGUUCCACGUGCGGCAAAAGUUUUGCAUGGAAAUAUUACAUUGCACUUCAUAUGAAAACUCAUACUUUGGAUAAGCCACAUCAGUGUAAUACAUGUGGCAAGAGCUUUACUUGGAAGCAGUGUAUUGCACUCCACAAGGAAACUCAUACUGGGGAUAAACUACACAAAUGUGACGCAUGUGGCAACAGUUAUACACACAAAUGCACCCUCAAAGCCCAUGAAAAAACACACAUUAAUUCUUAUACCUGUACGACAUGUAGCAAGAUUUUUAGACGGAAAGACCAACUCAAAGUCCAUGAGAGAAGACACACUGGAGAGAAACCAUAUGAAUGUGCAUCUUGUGACAAGCAUUUUGCACGAAAGGACAAACUUAUUAUACAUGAGAGAAUCCACAGUGGAGAAAAGCCAUAUCAGUGUUCAAUUUGUAGCAAGAAUUUUGCACGGAAGGACAGACUCGUAACCCACAAGAAAAUCCAUAGUGAAAUAAAUCCUGUAACUGUACCACAUGUGGCAUGAGUUUUACACAGAAGCUUCACCUGAAAGUCCAUGAGAAAAGCCAAUAACUUGCCUUUUGACGAUGUAUGAACUGUACACUGGAAUUGAUGCUGACAAAGUUUAUAGUCAUUUAGAAGAAAACUCAAUUA
Messenger RNA from Protopterus annectens (West African lungfish), 2012 nucleotides. RefSeq names its product zinc finger protein OZF-like. Lineage: Eukaryota; Metazoa; Chordata; Ceratodontiformes; Protopteridae. The transcript has 4 exons. Bases 190 to 1884 code for a protein of 564 amino acids. The record is from RefSeq and is a predicted model, not a curated record. Gene Ontology annotation, biological process: regulation of DNA-templated transcription. Gene Ontology annotation, molecular function: DNA-binding transcription factor activity, RNA polymerase II-specific; RNA polymerase II cis-regulatory region sequence-specific DNA binding.